GUUAUUUGAAACUUAGUAAUUGUUAUUUUUACAUAAAAAUUUAUCAGUAUUGUGAUAGUUUAGUACUGCUAUUACUAAAUUAAAUAGGAUCGAGGUGUGAAUAAGUGGAUACGAAAAAAUUGGUACUGAAAAAUGUCGAAAGACGAUGUAUCACCUUUUCAAGAAUCCGAAAGCAAAUACCAAUGAUAAAGAAAAAUUAUACUUGGGUGUGAUCAGGUAGGCAUAAAAUGGGUAACACCAAAUCGAAACACAAGAAAAGUGAAACAUCAUCACUGGAGAUUUGCCUACCAGAAGAGUUGCAUCAUGACCCAAGCACAUACGAGAAGACUAAAUGCUUUCUUACUGCUACUAAAUUUGGACUUCUGGAAUAUACACAGAAACUCUUAUCUCAGGGAGUAGAUGUUAACAGCUCUAACCUGUUAGGUGUCAGUGCCUUACACUUUGCUGCCAAAGAAGGUCAUUAUGAUGUUGUCAAAGAAUUAAUAAAAAAUGGAGCAGAUGUGAAUGCCAAAACAAUAAAGUUAAACACUCCAUUACACCUUGCAUCCAUUAAAGGAAACAUACAAAUGGCAGAUUUAUUGAUAGAGAAUGGGGCCCAUGUCAACAUCCAGGCUUCUCUGGGAUUUACUCCUCUUUACAUGGCUUCCCAAGAGAAUCAUGCAAGAAUGGUUCAGUUACUUCUUGGGUAUGGAGCAGACCUUCAUUCUGCUGCAGAAGGUGGAUUUACUCCAUUGAUUGUAGCACAACAGCAGGACUGCAAACAAGUUAUUUCUAUCUUGGAAGAAUUUGUGAAAGAAAUUGAAAGUGUGAAAACCUCUGCUGUUGAAAUUCCAGACAAACCUCUGGGACCUCUUUCUUUCAAAGUUUGUGAAAAACUCACAGAAAAGUCUUGUAGUGGCCAAAGACUAAAUGGAUGUCAUGAGAUUAAGUUUGUAGUUGGACCUGAAGGAGGAAUUAUAAGCCAGUCUGGUCACCUUCCAUUUUCCAUGACUUUUCCAGCAAGAUGUGUAUCAAGAUCUUUAUCAGUUACCUGUUGCUUACUUAAUGGGGCAGAUCACUUGUGCCUUCCUCCUCUGAAUGACAGUGAAGCUCUUGUUUCAUAUAUAUUGGAAAUUAGGCCAGUUGGAGCGAAGUUGAUUCAUCCUGUUUUAAUUGAAUUGCAUCAUUUUGCUUCUUACAGACCAGAGAGGAAGGUAUUCAUGCUAAAGAGUGAUCUUGGUGACUCCUGGUCUCUGUGUUAUGAAGGAGAUUCCCUACCAUCCUCUGAACCAUAUGAUAAUGGCUUUACCUCAGCAACCAAGACAUCAAUAUUUUUGAAGACACUUGUACUUCCUAGAUUUCUCUGUAUAAUAUCAUCUAUUCACAUGGAUGUGAAGACCAUUGGAACAGAUGGUGGUAAGAUAGCUUCAUCAUUGGUGCCUGGUGCAGAAAUAGUACUCUCUCCAGGAUCCCUUUUGAAACCUGUUAACAUUGGCCUAAGUGUACAGCCUGUCCCUAUGGAUCUAGUAAAGAAAGUGUUUGGUGAUCAUGUGACAGUAAGUCCAAUUUUAACAGUGGAGCCUAGAUAUAGGAAAUUUCACAAAUCCUGCACUCUUUCCAUACCAUUAGUUAAUAAGGGGACAGCAAGUUUGCCUGUUGAUGAUGGAAAAAUAAUUACUUGUAAUAGCAUAACCAAGAAGGAUCACUCUAACAGUGAAGGGGAACUUGCAGCACAGCCUAGAAGCCAAGACACUCGCAAAAUGCAUCUUGUCUGUAGCUUAACAGGAGGAAAUCAACGAGUAGAGUGGUUAAACAUCACAGGCUCCACUUCUUUGAAAAAAACAAAACUUCUGUGUCCCUGUCAACUUAUGUAACAGGCCGCUACUGUCUAGUGUGUCAGUGUUAUCCCAUUACUCCAGUGUGGUGGAAAGACAUGGUUCAGCUUGUCAGCGAACUCUACCAGGAAGUUGUCAGAAUACCUAUCUUUGUUCGUUUUUUUCUUAUGAUGAAAAGGCUGAAACGUGGGAAGGCUGAGAUCUGCAUCAUUUGUCGAGCCAACGUUGAUGGGAUGGGCACCAAUCAUGUUGAAGGGUUUUCUUUGGCAACUCCAAGCUGCACAGCAGAAGUGUUUGAAAAGGAACAGUUACAUCUGGAUGUGCAAGCACGUGAUGAAACUAAAAUGUUGGAGCUUUUUCAUUCUAGGAGACUUCAUUAGUAUUUUCUGUAGAGUUAAUUUAUUUUACAUGAUUAUGUAUUUUGUGGACUGAUAAACAUACAAGUUAUCUUUAAAAAGUGUAAAUAUACUUUUAAUAAUCUCAUUCAGUUUAAAGGGGAACCUAUGUUCACUGAGUAAUAAAUUGAAAAAUACUUUUUUUAGAUUGUUUUAUUGUUAGUGAUAGAUAUUUGUAACAAGAAGUUAUCAAAGUCUUGUUGAUUUCUCAGUUUUAAAGUGAUUAUUGUUGUAUAUGGAAUACUCACUAGUUCUUUUCAAGGUAGGGUUGUAUAUUAUUAAAACAUUCUUAUUGUAAUUAUCAAUUGUUUAGUAGUUUUCCCUGACAAAGUUAUUCUUAAAUUGUCCCUUUACAUUUCUUCACAGUGUUUAAUAGUCAUUGAAUUAUGUGAAUCAUAAACAGAUGAAAGUCAUGUUGUUGUCAUGAAUUUUUUUAUUAUAAUUUUUAAGUUUUUGUUUCUAUGAAUGUCUAAUUACGAACAAAACCAAAUAGUAGCAUGGAUUUGGAAAAUUUAGUAUCAUGUAUUUUCACAGUUUAGUCCAAUGUGUUAUUAAUACAGGUUUAUUGUUUUACAAGUGUCAUAUACGUGUAAAUCCAUGUGUAGUGGGAAGGCUCUGUAGCAUUAUAUUUUAAAAUCGUUAUGUACCUUCACCUCCACAACUUGCAUAAAUAUUUUGAAUGCAAUGAAAAACAUUGUUAAAGAAGUUGAUUAUGAUGGUUGAUUUUUAUUGUGAGAUGGGAUAAAAGUAUAGCUUUGCACUAGUAGUUAUGUUAUAAAAUGGUUAGGAGAUUUGAAAGUGUUUGGUGAUCAGAUAUUUAGAUUUAAAAAAGCAUAAAAAAUAAAAAGUAUAGGCUUAGGAGAAACUGGAAGAUUUCAGACUAUAGAGCUACCUUGAUUAAUGUAGAAAUACAGGAAUAUAUGGUAGACUGAAGAACUCCUGAGUUUCCUGGACUACUAAAGAGAUAGGAGGAGUCAAUAAACUUUAGGACUACUUAGGUACCCAGAGCAUUUUAAAGAUGUAGGAUGAGGUGGUAGGUUUGAGGACUUGUUUUGCAUUAAAAGGUGUGGCUUGUGAAGUGGGUAGGACAUUUUAGUAUGAAUUCUAUAAUUGCUGUAACCAAAUAUUUGAGUAAAAAAAGUAUUGGAGUGAACAAUGGGCUAAAGUACUCUCCAGAUACUUGUAACACUAGGAGGGAUUACUAGAUUGUAGGGCUGCAGAGAUAGUCAAGACAUUGUAAAGAUGUAAAAUGAUGCUGUAGGCUCUGGGAAGACUGAGGAACAAUUUAAAAGUAUAGGAGGAGUUAGUUAGUUUCAGUACAACUGAGGUAUCUGGGACAAUGUAUAAAUGUAGGAUGGGACAAUGGACUUUAGGACAACUGAGUUAGCUGAAACAUUGUCAAGAUGUAGGAUAAGUAGUAAACUUUAGAAUAACUGAAGUAUCUGGAACAUUCUAAAGAUAUAUGUUGAGGUAGUAAACUUUAAGGCAGCUGAGGUAUCUGGAACAUUCUAAAGAUAUAUGUUGAGGUAGUAAACUUUAAGGCAGCUGAGGUAUCUAGAAUAUUGUAAAGAUGUAGAUUGAGGUAGUAAACUUUAGGGUAGCUGAGGUAUCUGGAACAUUGUAAAGAUGUAAGUUGAGGUUGUACUUGUGAGGCGGUUAUUUACACUAUAAUGAUGUAGGUGAAGCUAUUGGAUCUUAGGAUUUCCAAAGUAGCUAGAACACCAUAAAGGUUAUAAAACCUAGAAACUACUGUAGUAGAUAUUAAGAUAUUUGGCAUUUGUUGCUAUAAUUAGUGUAAUGUAGGUGUUUGUGUAACAGACUUAUCUCAAGAAUUGCUCUGAAUAUUAAUAAACCAAAUACAUCACUUUCACAAAGCUCUUAGAAAACUGUGGAAAUGUCUAAAUCACUUUGAAAUUUUGAUUUUUUUUAGAACUCCUUCAGUUUUUUUAAUAAUGCCUUGACAUAUAAUAUUUACAUUAAUCUAGCAUUUUGAAUACAAGCAUUUGGUUUUUUCAGUAGAUAUCUUGAAAAUGAACACUAUUGUGUGAAAUUUGCCUCUGAGAAAAAGUCAUGUCUACUAUUUUGUAGCAAAGAUCUUUACCAUUACUAAAGUAAUUUGAAGCUAUUUUACGUAUUUAAAGAAAAACAAUCAAAUAUUUGACUUAUUGAUAAUAAUGUUGGUUUUAAUAAUUAGUGUUGCUUGAGUGUAUAGUAGAUGUUAAUACAGUAGCAGUAUUAUAGUGAAAAAGAAGUAGUGGUUAUGGAUUUUUUGAAGUGUUUGCUUAAGUAUUAACCUGUAGCUACUUUGAAACCAAAUAUACUCUGUUUAUUUGAAUUUUAAAAAAGUGGUAAAUUCACCAUGUAUUUUUCCUGGAAUGUAGUAAAGAAAUGUUACUGUUUGCAUAAUUAGUAAUCUUUGCAGAUGAAACAACUCAUAUAUUGUGCCUUUAUACUUAUUGUUUAAAAUGUUUAGUAAUUGUUGAAGCUUCAUCAGAGAAAAAGAAAAAAAUAGAAGCCUUGUUUUCUUUUAUUUUUAGUUAAGACUGAAAUAAAGAGUUCAUUAUUCUAUUUGGAUCACCUUUCUUUCUGUCGUAUUCAUUAAAAAUAACAGUAAUUUAAUAUUUUAUCUGUUUUGGAUAUUGUGAACAUUUCAGAUUGUUUCACUGUGGCCUUGGAAGAGCUGUUGUUCAUCACUGUUGAAAUUCAGGUAUACUCUGGAUGUUACUUACCUUCGUAAGGUAUCACAGAACACUUCUGUCACACAAACCUUCUCUAGCACCUUGUACUGUAGGAACAAUACGAGUAGUCAUUGGCCUCUUGCAGCUUCCCAUAUUUUUACCCUGUUGUCAGCAUUUAAAAGGGCUAAAGUGAUUUUUUAGACUAUCUAGCACAUUUCCAGUCAACAGUAUGUUUCCUGUUUGCAUUAGAGAUGACCAAUGUUUGGACUGAUGAUCACUAUACGACAUUUGUUUUAUGCCCGUUGCAUAUAGUUGAAUCCCAAUCACUUUUAAUGGAAUCAGUCAGUUGAAACACAGUCUGUUGCACUUAGCAAGCAUGUCUAACCAUAUUUUCCUUUAGUCGGCAAGCCAGCUUUUGCUUCUCUUGAUAAGACUUUGAACAACCAAUAAUAGAAAUGGUCUUUACUAAUGACGUUCUUAUAGUUGAGCCCCAACCGUUAUGUGUCUGUUUAAGUCUAACAUAUCCUUACCCAUUGCCGUACAGAGUGACUAAUAUGAUUGCACUUAUUAGGCUCAAGCUACUAGCAUCUAUUAGUAUUCCUCACAUGGGCAGGAGGUAUUAAUGGUGGACAGUCAAUGUAUAUGUG
Molecule: messenger RNA, 5534 nt
Organism: Limulus polyphemus (Atlantic horseshoe crab)
Lineage: Eukaryota; Metazoa; Arthropoda; Merostomata; Xiphosura; Limulidae
Product: ankyrin-3-like
Exons: 4
Coding region: 228-1853 (541 amino acids)
Molecular function (GO): protein binding
Source: RefSeq, a predicted model, not a curated record